ACACUACUAUUAAAGUAUUAAUCUACUUUGCGCUCUUUCAUUAGAGGACCAGUCAAGCCCACUUUUAAAGAAGAAAAAAAAAUAGUAAUAAAAAGGAAAAGGAGCGCCCCUUUGAGGUCGAUCUUCAAAUCCCUCUUUUCCUCUCUCUCCGUCUUUCUCUAUCUGUCUUUCAUUGAAAUCGAUCUCCUCAUUUUUUGAGCUAUCAAUUUCAAACAAGAUUCAAUGGCCACAAGUGAGGAAUGUUGUUCAACUCAACUUAUUGAUGGAGAUGGUUCAUUCAAUGAUACUGGAAUCGAACGUUUUAUCAGGGAAGUAAAACUUUCUGAAUGCGGGCUGUCAUAUGCCGUGGUUUCCAUCAUGGGACCACAAAGCAGCGGUAAAAGCACACUGUUAAAUCAUUUGUUUUACACCAAUUUCAGGGAAAUGGACGCAUUUAAGGGAAGGUCUCAAACAACUAAAGGUAUUUGGAUGGCAAAAUGUGCUGGUAUAGAGCCUUGCACUUUGGUAAUGGAUUUGGAGGGUACUGAUGGAAGAGAACGUGGGGAGGAUGACACAGCAUUUGAGAAACAAAGUGCACUUUUUGCAUUGGCAGUUUCAGAUAUAGUACUCAUAAACAUGUGGUGUCAUGAUAUUGGUCGUGAGCAAGCUGCAAAUAAGCCUCUUCUGAAGACUGUAUUCCAGGUCAUGAUGCGAUUGUUUAGUCCUCGCAAAACGACUUUGAUGUUUGUCAUCCGUGAUAAAACAAGGACACCACUGGAAAAUUUAGAACCUGUUCUGAGAGAAGAUAUUCAGAAGAUAUGGGACUCAGUUCCCAAGCCGCAGGCACAUAAGGAAACUCCAUUAAGUGAAUUUUUCAAUGUUGAGGUUGUUGCACUUUCUAGUUAUGAAGAAAAGGAAGAGCAAUUUAAAGAACAGGUUGCUAAUUUGAGACAACGAUUCUUCCACUCUAUUGCACCGGGGGGGCUUGCUGGAGAUCGGAGGGGAGUGGUACCUGCUUCAGGGUUCUCGUUUAGUGCACAACAGAUCUGGAAAGUCAUUAAGGAGAAUAAGGACCUUGACCUUCCAGCCCAUAAGGUCAUGGUGGCUACGGUACGCUGCGAAGAAAUUGCCAAUGAAAAGUAUGCUAGUUUCACUGCAAAUGAGAGCUGGUGUCUGUUAGAUGAAGCUGUACAGUCUGGUCCAGUUGCUGGCUUUGGGAAGAAGCUGAAUUCAAUUCUCUAUACUUUUCUAUCAGAGUAUGAUGCAGAAGCCACGUAUUUUGAUGAAGGUGUCAGAUCUGCAAAGCGGAAGCUGCUUGAAGAAAAACUGCUACAACUUGUCCAACCAGCCCACCAAUCCAUGCUAGGACAUUUAAGGUCUGGAACUCUUGAAAAAUUUAAGGAAGCAUUUGAGAAGGCUUUGAAUGGAGGGGAGGGGUUUUCUGUGGCUGCUCGCCACUGCACUGAAUCUUACAUGGCUUUGUUUGAUGAGGGAUAUGCAGAUGCUGUUGUUGAAAUAGCAAAUUGGGAUUCUUCUAAAGUAAGGGAUAAGCUACGUCGUGAUAUUGAUGCACAUGUUGCUUCUGUCCGAGCUGCCAAACUUUCGGAGUUGACUUCAACAUAUGAGGCAAAGCUGAACAAUGCAUUAUCAGGACCUGUUGAAGCACUUUUAGAUGGAGCUAAUAAUGAGACCUGGCCUGCAAUAAAGAAACUUCUCCAGCGUGAAACUGAAUCAGCUGUUUCUGGACUCUCCAAUGCCCUCUCUGGUUUUGACAUGAAUGAACAAACCAAGGAGAAGAUGUUAAUGAGUCUACAGGAUUAUGCAAGGGGUGUGGUUGAAGCAAAAGCAAGAGAAGAAGCUGGAAGGGUAUUGAUCCGUAUGAAGGACAGGUUUUCAACAUUGUUUAGUCGUGAUUCUGAUUCAAUGCCACGGGUUUGGACUGGGAACGAAGAUAUUCGAGCCAUCACUAAAGCAGCUUGCUCUGCAUCCUUAAAGUUGCUGUCUGUCAUGGCUGCAAUCCGGUUGGAUGAUAAUGUUGAUAAUAUCGAGAAUACACUAACUUCUGCCUUGGUGGAUACCAAAAAUAAUGCAGCUGUGACUGAUAGGAGCAUUACAACAUUUGAUCCACUGGCCUCAAGCACUUGGGAGCAGGUUCCACCUGCCAAGACAUUGAUCACGCCUGUUCAGUGCAAGUCUUUGUGGCGGCAAUUCAGGGCUGAGACAGAGUACAGUGUCACACAGGCCAUUUCUGCUCAGGAAGCCAACAAGCGUAAUAACAACUGGUUGCCACCUCCAUGGGCAAUUGUUGCCUUGAUGGUCUUGGGUUUUAAUGAAUUUAUGACUCUUCUAAGAAAUCCUUUAUAUCUGGGUGUCAUCUUUGUGGGUUUCCUAAUUAUGAAGGCUCUAUGGGUGCAGCUUGACAUCUCGGGUGAAUUCCGCAAUGGCGCUCUUCCUGGGCUUCUUUCCUUAUCUACCAAAUUCCUUCCCACCAUUAUGAACCUUCUCAAAAAGUUAGCCGAGGAGGGGCAAAUGCCUGCAACUAACAAUCCUCAGAGAAACCAAGCUGUAAGAUCCACGAGCUUCCAAAAUGGAAGCACCAGCAGCAAUAUGUCAUCAAGCGCUUCAUCCGGAGUAACUGCAUCAGGAAACGGGACCGAAUACUCCAACCCCACGAAAGAAGAUAACUUACUAGAAUAGAAUACGUUCUCUGUGUUUUGAAGAUGCCUGUAUUGUGCUCGCUUUCAUGGUCGGGUGUUAGUCACUAUGUUUUAAUGGUUCCAUGAAGUAUAUAACUAUUCCAAGAAUGUGGGAGUUGCAUAUGAUGAAAAAGGCAUUUAUUUUUGUGCAAGUGCCGCGUACAAGGGUCCCCGCUUUCUUGCGAUAGACCCCCCACUAAAUAUUUUUUUUAAAUUCUUUUUCACUCUAUUCUUCAGUCUAGGUUUAAUCUUUAUGUUUUUAUUGUAUGUUGGCCAAGUGGCUUAUUAUAUUUUUUACCUUGAUGGCUUCUGGUUAUGCUUGUUUUUACCCAAUUUUGCUCUUGUGCGUAUUUGUCAUGUCAUUUUCGAUUGUAUGCAGCUGAAAUUUGGUUCAUGGGCCUCUCUCAGCUGGUUUCAUUUAACCCUUUUCCUCCCUUGAUGACGCCAAUCGAAGUUUUAUUGUGAGCUUUGAGUAGUAAAAACAAUGCCUAUUUUAGGAAAUUAAUGUUCUUUUCCCCUUGUCCUUAAAACGAAAAACUAGUAAAAGAAAGGGUUACUUAGGCUGCUGACUGGUUUUGUUUGUGGUAUUGUUUUUUUUUGUUCCUU
Messenger RNA from Durio zibethinus, 3281 nucleotides. Its product is annotated as protein ROOT HAIR DEFECTIVE 3-like. The record is from RefSeq and is a predicted model, not a curated record. Gene Ontology annotation, molecular function: GTPase activity; GTP binding. NCBI's taxonomy places the organism in Eukaryota, Viridiplantae, Streptophyta, Magnoliopsida, Malvales, Malvaceae. Gene Ontology annotation, biological process: endoplasmic reticulum membrane fusion. Gene Ontology annotation, cellular component: endoplasmic reticulum.